Messenger RNA from Orbicella faveolata, 546 nucleotides. RefSeq names its product Golgi-associated plant pathogenesis-related protein 1-like. Lineage: Eukaryota; Metazoa; Cnidaria; Anthozoa; Scleractinia; Merulinidae. The record is from RefSeq and is a predicted model, not a curated record.
AUGAGAGAUGCUGUACUUCAUACUAUGCUGGUCUGCUUUGGGGUGAUAUCAGCUCAGGAUUGGAAAGAUGUUGGAAACUGUGGAGCUGGAUUAGCCUGUGGCCCGGAUUAUCAGCUGCUUUGCCUUGAGAUGCAUAAUUAUUAUAGAACACAACAUAAUUUGCCGCCUUUGAAAUGCGAACCGGAACUGCCAACAUCAGCCCAGACGUGGACUGUUCAACAGGCAGCAGAUGGCAAAAUGUACCACUCAGAAUGGACAGACAAGUUUACGGAGAGCAUUUCUUGGAAAGGCUGGGGAUGGGAAGGAAUGUGGAAGAUGGAGGGAGGCAAACCAGCGGCGGUAAGAGGUUGGUAUUCUGAAAUCAAGAAUAGCAACUAUAACUACAAAACUGGCAAAGCUUCCAGCACUGUUGGGCAUUUUCAAGCGGUAGUGUGGAAAGGAGAGACAAAGCUAGGAUGCGGGCUCACCAUCAAACCGAAUGAUGCGCUUACGUCGCUGCACAUUACGCUCCACCCCCUCAUACGAGCAUGGACAGGGAGAAACUAA